AUCGUAGUACCGUACGGUAUAUCCUUUGCUUUACUUGUAUAGUAUUGUUAUUGUUUUUAGCUCGACACACGACGUUUCGGGGAUUCAAGCGGCGCUGAGUCAACCAACAACAGGGCUGGCAUAGUCUACCAUUGGGGUUUGACAAGCAACAGCUCUCUUCACCCGACACAAACAUUUGUGCCUCCACCCCACUCCACUCCGCCGCCACUCUCCGCGUCUUCCCCUUCUCUCCACAUCCCAUCCCUCUUACAGAGAGACCCUCUACAACUGCUCCAUCUGUUUUAUUUGGCUCUUCACACUUGCCUUUGCAAUCCUAAACUAAUCAGAUACCCAUCAAUACUCCGAAUGUCGCUUUGCGUUAACCGGCUGCAAGAAGAGCGGUAUCCGCCUAUCCCCGUGGCGCUCGGUACUCUGAAAUGCAAACUGGGACUGACUUUGUGCCCUAUAGCAAGCAAUGGCGCAAAGAUCACCCCUUCGGCUUCUAUGCGAAGCCCGCAAAAACUCCUCAGGGCGGCCUUGAUCUGAUGAAAUGGAGCUGUGGAAUCCCUGGGAAGGAAAAAACCAUGUGGGAAGGAGGCUUGUUCAAGUUGGAUAUGAUAUUUCCCGAGGGUAAGCCAUUACCCACUGGCGUCACCAUAUGAAGUAAUCAACGCUAACAUAUGGGGCCUGAUUGUAGAGUACCCGACGAAGCCCCCGAAAUGUACUUUCAUCGCAACCCGUUCCCUGGUAUUUAUCACAACUGUUGGAAUCCACUAAUCAAUUCCACCUUGCAAUAGGCAAAUUCGUACCACCUCUCUUCCACCCCAACGUCUACCCGUCUGGUACCGUUUGCCUUAGCAUCCUGAACGAGGACGAAGACUGGAAGCCCGCCAUCACUAUUAAACAAAUUCUCCUCGGGAUUCAAGAUCUUCUCGAUGACCCAAACCCCGAGUCACCUGCACAGGCGGAUGCCUAUAAUUUGUUCAGGAAGGACCGUCCUGCAUAUGAGAAAAAGAUCAAGUAUAUCGUUCGAGUAAGCAUGCUGCCUACAUUUCUCUUUUAA
This is a messenger RNA of Tuber aestivum (summer truffle), 1042 nucleotides long. The record is from the annotation of a GenBank genome assembly. NCBI's taxonomy places the organism in Eukaryota, Fungi, Ascomycota, Pezizomycetes, Pezizales, Tuberaceae.